AUGAUAUGGGAAAAAGUGUUUGCGAGUAUAGGGAUCCUGACAGUCGUCUGUAUCCUCCUAAACCUCCUUUCUGUGACAUACAAGUUCCUCCGCCCCUCACGCCUCCACAAGUUCCUACAUGACGGCGAACAGACAUACGCCUUUAUCACUGGGGCUACCGAUGGAGUUGGCCGGUCCAUGGCCUAUGAACUAGCAAAGAAUGGUUUCAACCUCGUCCUCCACGGUCGAAACAACGAGAAGCUACAGUCGAUUACGGAGGACUUACACAAACAGUACCCAGACAUCCAAACCCGUCAAUAUAUGUGCGAUGCGUCGAAGGAUUUGCUAGAACCCUCAAGGAUGUCUGCUCUGUAUAAGGCAGUGGAGGGUAUUCACCUUUCGAUUCUAAUCAAUAAUGUUGGGGGGAUGGGCUGCCUUCCACCUUCUUGUCUGUUCCAGGCCUACGAGUCAUACACAGGAGAACAAAUUGACACUGUACUCAACGUUAAUCUACGCUUUAUGGCACAGCUCACACGCAUCCUUAUACCACUAUUAGACCACACUGCGUCCAAAACAACCGCAGGAAAGAAACGGCAACCUUCGCUGAUUGUGAACGUGGCAUCCGUUGGAGCCCGUGGAUCUCCUUAUCUCACUGUGUACGCUGGAGCGAAAGCGUUUGUUGCAUCUUUCUCUAACUCGUUAAGCAUGGAGAUGCAAAUGGAUGGGAAAGACAUUAAUGUCCAAGCCUUGAUUGUUGGCGAGACCAGGAGUGGCUCAUACAAUGUUAAGGAAGGGAUGAUGGUCCCCCAUUCUAACUCCCUCGCCCGAUCCGCAUUGAAGAUGGUUGGUUCGGACAGGGAGACAUUUGUUUCAGGCUGUUUGCCACACUGGAUAGCGAAAAUAAGUGUUCAGAUCAUGCCCGUGUAUGUGUCGAAUAUGCUCUUUAUGAGCACUAUCAAAAAGCUCAAGGCGGACCAUGAGAAGCGAAUAGCCUCCAUUACAGGCUAA
This is a messenger RNA of Nannizzia gypsea CBS 118893, 987 nucleotides long. Its product is annotated as testosterone 17-beta-dehydrogenase 3. NCBI's taxonomy places the organism in Eukaryota, Fungi, Ascomycota, Eurotiomycetes, Onygenales, Arthrodermataceae. The record is from RefSeq and is a predicted model, not a curated record. Gene Ontology annotation, molecular function: oxidoreductase activity. The transcript has a single exon. The coding region runs from base 1 to 987 and encodes 328 amino acids. Gene Ontology annotation, cellular component: endoplasmic reticulum.